GUGUAUCAGUCAAAAGUUCAAGCGUUGUCCUCCCCUGCCACCCACUAGUGUCAUCAUCGCCUUCCACAAUGAGGCCUGGUCUACUCUGCUGCGGACUGUGCACAGUGUUCUCUACACGGUCCCUGCCCUGGUUCUGAGGGAAGUCAUUCUUGUGGAUGAUGACAGCACUGAAGACUACUUGAAGGAACGGCUAGACAGCUAUGUCAAGAAUCUCCCGGUGGUUAAGGUGGUCAGACAGCCAAAGAGGAAAGGAUUAGUUUCGGCCAGGUUGCUGGGGAGCUCCAUAGCGACAGGAGAGGUCCUGGCCUUUCUCGACUCGCACUGUGAAUGUUUCGACGGUUGGCUGGAGCCCUUGCUGGCCCGCAUUGUCGAGUCGGAGCAGGUGGUAGUGAGCCCACAGAUCACCUCCAUCAACCUGCACACGUUCGAGGUGGAGAAACCAUCUCCGUACGAGCGCAACCACUCCCGUGGCACCUUCGACUGGUCGCUGUCCUUCAACUGGGAGGAGCUGCCCGCCUAUGAGAGCGACGCCAGGAAGGACGAGAGCUUCCCUUUCAGGACACCAGUAAUCUCUGGUGGACUUUUUGCUGUCUCUAAGGCCUACUUUGAACACAUUGGAACCUACGAUUCCCAAAUGGAGAUAUGGGGUGGAGAGAACUUGGAGCUGUCCUUCCGGGUCUGGCAGUGCGGUGGGAAACUUGAGAUCGUACCCUGCUCUGUUGUGGGGCAUGUGUUUCGCAGUGACACUCCGUACACCUUCCCAGAUGGAGUGCAGGUCGUGUAUCGCAACCUGGUACGAGUGGCUGAGGUGUGGAUGGAUGAGUACAAGGACAUCUUUUAUCAUCGGAUUCAGGAAGCAGCAGAGAUUGCUCAGAAGGGUUUGUUCGGUGACGUAUCUGAGAGGAAGCGGAUUAGAGAGAGGUUACGUUGUAAGGAUUUCACCUGGUACCUCAACAAUGUCUACCCCGAGUUGUUCAUACCAGACAUCCACAAGACAAUGAACCCAUCACUGAUGAACCGAGGGAACCAGCUCUGCUUGACCAUUGGACCAGCGGGAAGGUCCGUGUUAAUGUAUCCCUGCUACAGCCUCCAGGAACAGCAGUAUUUUGAGUACACGUCCCGCAGUGAGAUCCUCACCAACUCCUCUCACCCCCUGUGCCUACACGCUGGGAUUACCAUGGUGCUGUUGGUCAAGUGUGCUGCCCAUGGACAGAUCGGUGAUGUACCGCCGGCUCAGAAGUUCCAAAUCAAACCGGGUGGAAUGAUCCUGAAUCCUACGGUGGGCCUGUGCCUAUCUGUGAAGGGCAGCUUUGUGAAAAUGAUGUCGUGUGACCCAGCGGACAGACGACAGCACUGGACUUUCAUCAGUGAAACAUCUGACUGAAACACUUGCCUGUCAGCAGCUUGGGGCAAUGCUCCUGUACCGGAGGAGCUCAGCGCUGCUGACUCUGUACUUGGAGGUUUAAACACGUAGAUGACCCUCCUGCCCCACCACUGCUCGCUUCUUCCCAACACAUCAGCCAACAUGUCUAUGCCUGCCUUCACGUGGCCAGUCGGAAUGCAAAAAGGUUCUGACCCAACCAGUUGGGCAAUUCUUUCUUGACUGUGAAUCAAAUGUAUUCAAAUUUCAGUUUAAAGCGCAGUGAUUUGGAAAUAGAAAAGGAAACAAAAUUAUUUCAAAGCUUCUCCUAUUUUACUUCUGGAAUUUGCCUCCCGGAGUUCCUGCUGAUUCCCGGGCUGCUUUGCAGGCUGUGUGUUACCGUAAAGUUGGGCUUUCGGGUUUUGGUCGACUGAGCUAAACCAGGGGCAUAAUGUCAGUCAGGCAGUGAUCCUCCAUGAUGCACUCAUCACUGAUGUCUUUCUCAAAAAAGUCCGUUGUUACUUUAUGGGACUGGAGGAAGAGAAACGUUAUAUUUUAAGAAGGACGAGGCCUUGGUUUGCCAAAUUUUUCGCCCCUUGUUUGUGGGGAUUGUUUACAAGCAAUUUUCAUGUGUGCCUUAGUUGUUUAUUGUCAAAGAUUAAACCGACUGUUAAACCCAUUUGCAACGAUGUUGUUUUAUGCACAGGAAAGUGAGGGGGGCCAUUCAGAAUCCUCAAGCCCAUUCUGCCAUUCCAUUAGAUGUUGGCCGAUCCUAUCUUAAAGUUCUACAUCUAUCCUCCUUGGUUUCCUGAUAUGUUUAGCAUAGGCCAGUGUAGUGAUUGG
Molecule: messenger RNA, 2203 nt
Organism: Rhincodon typus (whale shark)
Lineage: Eukaryota; Metazoa; Chordata; Chondrichthyes; Orectolobiformes; Rhincodontidae
Product: polypeptide N-acetylgalactosaminyltransferase 3-like
Exons: 9
Cellular component (GO): Golgi apparatus
Source: RefSeq, a predicted model, not a curated record